UAUUAAUUUUUUAAUUCAAUUUUGCUUAUGAACUGGUAGGGAGGAAAAAGUCUGGGAAUAACAAAAAAUUUGGUACCAUUUCUUUGAUUCCUGUAUUUCACUAUAUUUGCUUCGCUUGUCUGACAAAUUAAUUCCAAAGAACGUAUAUUAAUUAAUAUACGAUCAUUGUUAUUAAUAUACGUGCAAAGGCGAAUUCAAAGUGUUAUUGAACACACUCCUAGCAGAUGACAAGCAAAAAUUGAACAGAAUGUACUCCACUUUUAAAUAAAAAAGCAGAUAGAGUUGAUCCGAAAGUGAAAUUGUUCAAAAAUGGGUUGUCCAAUGGGUUUUGGAGAGUUAAAUAUACCGUCUUCCCGUGCCUUCUGGGAUGAUUGCGAUGAGGACGAACCAGUACUUAAGGAUAAGGAAAUCAUAAAGCUUCAAUUGCUGUAUGAACCAAACGAAACUCAAACACCACCGCCAACUAAAAUUUUUUUGCUAAUAGAAGGCACUAACAUUUCGGAAUUUGUAGAAGCGUUAUUAUUAAAAAACGCACAAAGGAUAUGUAAAAUAUCAUCAUCAAAAUCUUCAUUGAGUUACGUUAAAGAGCAGGGGUUAUUAAUCGCAUUAUUGUAUGAAGACCUCACAAAUAGUGGAGAAGUGACGGAGCUGUUGCUGCCAUAUGCGAAAGAAGCGGAAAAGGUCAUCACUUUGACCGUGAAAUCGAAAAUUGAAUAUCAGAGUGAAAAUUUACAAAACGUGCGUGAUGACAUUACUUUCUUAAGAGGAAUAAAUUCUCAAUUAGUGCACGUAGAAGAAUUAGAGCCCCCUAAUUUUGUAGUGGGCGUUGCACCCGGCAUCGCUUGUUGGCGUCAUAACGAAAAUUUGGCUGCCUCGGCUUAUGUAGCCUAUACGGACAAUGUGUCACUAGACACAUUAGCGGCGAAACCAAUAAUAAAAUUACUACAGGAUCUGGGAAUAAGUUGCAAUGACACCUACAAACCAGUUUAUAGAGAAACAUCGCACCUCUAUAUGUAAAUAAUUUGCAAUGAGGUUUAUUACAAGGUUUUGAUUUCUGAAAAUAAAUACGGUAACUGGGGAAUUGGUGGAAA
This is a messenger RNA of Ceratitis capitata (Mediterranean fruit fly), 1091 nucleotides long. RefSeq lists its product as uncharacterized. The record is from RefSeq and is a predicted model, not a curated record. The coding region runs from base 310 to 1017 and encodes 235 amino acids. The transcript has 3 exons. Gene Ontology annotation, biological process: proteasome core complex assembly. Lineage: Eukaryota; Metazoa; Arthropoda; Insecta; Diptera; Tephritidae. Gene Ontology annotation, cellular component: endoplasmic reticulum. Gene Ontology annotation, molecular function: proteasome binding.